Molecule: messenger RNA, 4597 nt
Organism: Nezara viridula (southern green stink bug)
Lineage: Eukaryota; Metazoa; Arthropoda; Insecta; Hemiptera; Pentatomidae
Source: the annotation of a GenBank genome assembly
AUGUCAUACUUACACAAAACUUUGGUGGUUUCAGAUGCCCAUCUUCCGCAAAAUUACUCGAUGCGUCUUAAAACGAGACCAGAAUGGUUUUCAACAAAAACAGAAGUCAAAUGUGACCCUCUUCGUUUCCAUCCUCCCAAGUUUGUCAUUGUAUCACAUACAGUCACAACAAGUUGUAAGAAGCAAAUCAACUGUGAAAACGUAGUGAAAGAGAUACAGGUGUAUCAUAUUGAAAAAAAGGGUUUUUGUGAUAUUGCUUACCACUUUCUCAUUGGUGGAGACGGAUAUAUUUAUGAGGGCAGAGGUUGGGGAAUGAAUGGCGCCCACACUUACGGAUUUAAUUGCGGCAGUAUUGGAAUUGCGUUUUUGGGAAAUUUUGACGUGCAAUAUCUUAGUCCGGAAAUGGAAGAAGCAUUCCACAUGAUCAUUGAAGAAGGAUUGAAACUCGGUGAAAUAGCUGAGGACUAUAAGCUUUUCGGACAUUUACAACUCAGAAAUGGUUCUGAAAGUCCUGGUGUUCAUGUGAUGGAAAAAAUUAAAAAAUGGAAACAUUGGUCUGAACCAAAAACAAAGGAUCCUAUUUCUGGUGAUGGCUAUAUUUAUGAGGGCAGAGGUUGGGGAAAAUAUGGUGACCACACCUAUGGCUUCGACUGUGAUAGUAUUGGAAUCGCAUUUUUGGGAAAUUACGACUUGCAACAUUUGACUCCUAAAAUGAUAUCAUCCUUUCAAUUGCUGGUAGAAGAAGGAUUGGAGAUGGGGGAAAUUGCUCAGGAUUACAAACUUUUUGGCCAUUCUCAAGUAAGAGAAUCUAAAGGUCCUGAUCUUCAACCAUCUCUUAAUUUUUCAUUGAGCCUCCGUUCAAGAAAACAAUGGUCACAGUCAAAACAAAAACGAGUUUGCGAUGAUCUGAAAAUACAUCCAGCCAAGUAUGUUGUCCUCAGUCACACGGUUACUUCAAUGUGCACCAAUCCUAUCAGUUGCCAAACUACAGUAAUUAUGAUUCAGAGCGAUCAUAUCAGACAAGGUUUCUGUGAUAUCGGAUACAACUUUCUCAUAGGAGGUGACGAUUACAUUUAUGAAGGCCUAGGUUGGGGAAAAUAUGGAGCUCAUACUUACGGUUUCAAUUGUGAUAGCAUUGGCAUUGCCUUCAUUGGAAACUUCAAUUUAGACUAUCCCACUGACAAAAUGAUCCAAUUGUAUAAUUUGAUAAUCGAGGAAGGUUUAAGAUUGAAUCAACUGGCUCGGGACUACAAGCUGAUUGCUCAAAAACAAGUAAAUUCAUUUGCUAGCCCAGGCAUUCAUAUUGAAGAAGUGAUGACGAAAUGGGACCAUUGGUCUUUAGUGACUCCCGAUGAUUAUUUAUGCAAACCUGUAGCAAACUGAAUACUCCUAGAAUUCUCAAUUUUACUGAGGCCCUUCAAACAAGACAGCAGUGGUCUAAAUCCAACUCAGAAACACCUUGCCAACUGUCCAUCGAUCGCCCAGCAAAAUACAUCGUCAUUGGCCAUACUGUUACAUUACCAUGCCGUAGUCGACUUGCUUGUGAAACUACAGUUACACUAAUACAAAAUGAUCACAAAGGUCGUGGUCGGUGCGAUAUUUCUUAUAAUUUUGUGAUUGGUGAUGACGGCUACAUUUACGAAGGACGGGGGUGGACUAAACUUGGUACAAAAACUAUAAGUUUCAGUUGCUCCAGCCUUGGUAUUGGAUUGGUUGGAAACUUCAACCUGAACGAACCAUCAGACAUAAUGAUAAACUCAUUGAACCUUCUGCUGGAAGAAGGUGUCCGUUUAGGUCACAUUUCCUCAACUUAUAAACUCUUAGCUCAUUCACAAAUAACCAACUGGGCUAGCCCCGGAAUUCAUGUUGAAGAAUUAAUAAAGAAGUGGGAUCAUUGGUCUUUAUUGACUAAAGAAGACUUUAAAUGUCCAAAUAACUUAGAUAUAUAAUUGGACUAUGUAGAACUAUUGAAUACUUUUCAAUAAAACUUGCAGAGUUAAGAAGAACAAGGUAAGAGUUUUAGAGAACUAAUUUUUCUCAGAGAAAUUAUAAGGCAAUUCAUUGCAUGGCAACAAGAAUAAAUUAAUCUUGUAUUAUUUGUUGUAUAAUAAUAAUUGAUUGAUAUUACUUGACUCUUUAUAAACUAUGACAGAAAUAUUAUAAUUUCAUUUGUCAUAAAUCAUGUCAUAACUUUAUUCUCUGGAUUCUGAAUUUAAGUAAUAUAACAAGAUCAGAUUAAACCUGAAAAAAAAAAAUUGAAGCAGCAUACAAUUGAUACUAGUUUAUAGUUUUUAAAAAUUAUAGAAAUUAUAUUUUUUAUCCAGCAUUCUAUUAAAACUUAAAUUUGUGUGUGUUUUUAUAGCUUUAAUAUGACAAAUUAAUGAAAUGCUUUUGGUAAAAAAAAGAUCAUAGUGAUAUGUGUUACUGUAAUUAUUUGCUAUGGAUAAGAAUUAAGUAUACAUAUGGUUACAAUUGGCAGUAAAUAGUACAAGAUUAGGAUGAAAAGAGUCAAAUGACACAGUAAGAAUUCACUUUUAAGUGUGUUUUUAAUUUAUAGUUGGUAGAAAUGUAUUGAAAAGGAAAUACUCUAUUAAAAAAAUUGCUCAAACUGGCACAUGAAUUAUAUACAUUUAUGGAAACUGUUUGAUAAAGUUCUAUAUUAGAGUAAAAAUAUUUUCUCAUGUGAUGUAAAAAUUGUACAAAUAUUUUAAUGUUUAUAGUGAUAAAGAAACCUACAAAAAUAAUUUGUAAACAAACUUACCAUAAGUUGUAGAAUGAUAUUUAAAUUUCCGAAUAGUAAUUAAUAUAUGAGAAGAUAGACUGUGAUAGUGUGUGUAAUCAGGGGCAGAUAUAGUAUUAGUUUUUAUCUCAAGAGGAGAGAAGGGGUAAUAAAUAUCUAGUUAACAACAGAAUUUGGGAAAAAUAUUUCCUUGUCAAUUUUUAUUUUCAUUAUAAUCAAUGUUUUAAGUAAACCAUGCAGACUGGCAAUGGCCUGUAGAUGUACAGGACAACAACAAAGAUAUUAAAAUAAAGAUAAAAAAAAAAAAGUAAAAUAAAAAUAGUAAAAUUUUUAUUUGAUAUCUUUGUUAACCUAAAUGGUUUGACUGAAACAUUAGUUAGUCUAAUCAUUUUUUUUAAUAAUAUCUCAAGUACAAUUAAGAAAUUUAAAAAAUCACAAUAUGAGUAAGAAAAUAAUAUUUCUGUUUCAUUAAAGUUAGUGAUUUAAAAGUGGUUGUUUUACUGAGAAUUAGUAAUAUUUUGUAAGUUUUGUUAUAAUUAUAGGUUAUAAUUGUAAAUUAUAUCAAUAAAUUUUUAUAAAAUCUUACAGUCUUAAACUUCCUUGACUCAGUAAUUCUAUAUUAAUUACCUUAAAUUUUAUCACAUACAAAUUCAUACAACUAAUGCAGUAAAAGACUGACUAAUAAAAUAAUACUUAUUUUCAUUAUUAUUUACAAAAUUUCAGUUUACUUGAAUUAUAGUAAAUUUAAUAAUGUAGAUUUUUUUGUAACCAUUACAGAUGUCAUAUACUCACUGAACUACACAUUGAAACUUAGGACAAGAUAUAAUUGGUCCCAGUUCAGAACUAAACUCCAAGAUUGUGACCCCCUCACUGUACGUCCAGCUAAAUUUGUGGUAGUGGGUCAUACAGUCUCCGGAAAUUGUGAAACUCCGGCAGAAUGUGAAAGGAUAAUGACUACCAUUCAAAGCUAUCACAUUAGGAAAGGCUUUUGUGACAUCGGCUACAACUUCCUGAUUGGGGAUGAUGGUUACAUUUACGAAGGAAGGGGUUGGGGUAUCUAUGGCGCCCAUACCAUAGGCUUUAACUGUGAUAGCGUUGGCAUUGGUUUAAUUGGUAAUUUCAACAAGAAUAUCCCAUCCUCUGAUAUGUUUGACAUGUUAAAACUUCUUAUAGAGGAAGGUUUGAGAAUAAAUGAAAUCUCAAAACAGUACAAACUACUAUUCCAGUCACAGAUUAACGAAAAGCCUAGCCCUGGAGGUAAUGUUGAAAAAGUGCUGAAGAAUUGGGACCAUUGGUCCAAUGUAACAACAGAAGAUAGGCAGAUAUGUAAAAAGAAAUCUAUCCCCUGAAUCUUUACAACAAAUUUUGUGGAAUCAGAAAAAUGAGAUUCCUCAAAUUAUUUGUACACAUUAUUGUAUGUGUUAUAUUCUAAAUCAGAUAUUAGAAUUUAUUUUUAUUGUUAAUUUGAUUUAGCUAUUUCGCUUAUUGUUAAGUAUUUGUUAAUAUAUUUGUUAUAUAUUUUAAUAAUUUAUAUAUUUGUUAUAAAUAUUUUACUAUGUAUAUGUAGGUAUGAAAUAUGUACAUUUUUUUUGUAUUGUAUUAUUAUAAAUAUUUGUAAAAUUUUCUAGUCUUUUUACUUGUUUUAAAAAUUAAAGUUUUCACCAAAGAAACAUUUUUCCAGCAUUAUUACCAGCCAAGUCAGUCUUUUUUUUUUCCAAAUUAAAAUUUUUUAAUUUUUCAUACAUUCAUACUUAAUAAGACAAUUAGUGAUUAGACUUAUUAAAAUUCAUGUAAUGAUGGCAUGUUUUAAUUUCAAUUCUUUUAGUUUGUGAAAUAAUAUAGAUGUGUUAGAGAGAA